This is a messenger RNA of Dibothriocephalus latus, 204 nucleotides long. NCBI's taxonomy places the organism in Eukaryota, Metazoa, Platyhelminthes, Cestoda, Diphyllobothriidea, Diphyllobothriidae. The record is from the annotation of a GenBank genome assembly.
GCUGAUGAACCCAGCAUCCACAGUGACGCCGCUGAGUCAAAUAAAUCCUUCGGUGAAAUCGAAUUAAUUCUGACAUUCGAUGACUACGAUCAGAGCCUGACUGUUCACGUGGCUAGAGCCCGCGGUCUGCAUCCAAUGGAUCUCAACGGACUGGCGGAUCCUUUCGUUAAGCUGCGUCUCCACCCUGAUCCCACUGAAGAGUGA